GGUUUUUGGAAGUGACAGUUAUACUUUCAAAACUCCUGAAAAUAAUGAGAGCAUUCAUGCUUAAAAGUCGAACGUGAUAUCUUGUCAUUUGUAUGAACGAUGUGCAUCACCGCCUAAAUUGUCUAUGACAAUCCGAAAUAAGGUUAAAAUAAUAAAUGAUUAAGAUGUUUUGGACUAUUGGUGUUGGCGACAUAAAAUAACAUGUUUAGUCAGCUACUCAACAAUUUACUGUAAGUGAACCGAUGAUCCAGCUUAUGAGGAGGUUAAUACUUUGCGACAGCGAGUGACGCCGCGACAAUGCAGAAAAUUUGGUGCUACAUUCCAGUGAUCGUCCUUGCCACGGGAUGGCUGUACCUGCUGGUUCGCAGUGCGCCGUCCAUCGGCAGCGAAGAUAAGCUUGAGUUCGGCUUCCCGCAGAAUCUGGAGGAGCUGCGACGUGUCGCAGAACUCCUGAGACUGUACUCGAAGACGAACCUCCUUUACGUGAUCGUUCUGUUCAGCAGUGCCUACGUCUACAAGCAGAUGUUCAGCAUUCCAGGAUCAGCUGUUUUGAACCUCCUGGGGGGCGCCCUGUUCGGCGUGAAGCACGGCCUGCCCCUGUGCUGCACCCUGACCGCGGCUGGGGCCUCGCUCUGCUACUGGCUGUCGCACAUGUUCGGGGCGGAGCUGGUGCAGAGCUACUUCAGCCGGCAGCUUCAGAAGCUGCGUGUGAAGAUAGAAGAGAACUCUCAUCAGCUGGUGUACUACAUGCUGUUUCUACGGGUGUUUCCGAUGACACCCAACUGGCUGAUAAAUCUUGUUUCGCCGGUGUUGGGUAUUCCUUACGGGACAUUCGUCUUCACAGCUUUCUUAGGUCUGAUGCCGUUCAACUACCUGUGCGUUCAGGCGGGGGAAAUGCUAGCGUCGCUCUCGUCCUUGAACGACCUGUACUCUUAUUCCACGCUUUUCAAAAUGGCGGCCAUGGCGUGUGUGGCGCUAGCGCCGACCUUCGUCAUGAAGGGGAAGACUAAGACGAACCUGGAGUGACUCCUCCAAGACAUGUGACGUACCGCAGUUUCGCUGUGUAUCUUUGCUCAUAUGAUGUAUUACUCCUACUACUUAUUUUCGAGGAUUCCGGGAGAGUCAGCUCAUAAGUGUAAAGGAUAGUAGAGCUAACUCUUGUUACACGUUGUUAAUCAUUUCCUAAUGCGACAUGGUGUUAUUUACGAUACUGUUAAUUGAUUGCCUUGACUUUGUGAAUGCUCCAGCCAUUGUGAAAAUGUUUUAUCUGUAGCCGUGCAAUCAUCUUUCUUCUCAUGGUUCGUAUUUGACAUGUCUACAAAUGCAAUCUCUUCCUUUCUCUUUGUAAUUUUUAAGUUCUAUUCUGUGUAUUUAUGUUUUAAGCUGUUAAAAUCCUGAACGCAUUACACUCUGCCAAUUUGGAACAUAAAACGUGGUAGCGAUAUCAGUACCUCAAGAGUGUUAGAUGACUUGCGUACAUAAAUGCUUUCUAACAUUUGAAAUAGUAGCAGUAACAGACACAUAAUUAUUUGAUCUUAAACAGAUUUAAGCUAUCCGAACUCACAGUAAUGAAUUAUUCUUGUGUAUUUGAUGGCUGUGUACUUGUUUUAGUUUUGAAAAUUCUUUCAGUUGUAAAUUAGUUCGUUAUAGAACUUUUUCAUUGUACUUGUUUAUAGGCAGUUGUGGGGGAAACUUAUUUUUUUAAUACAACUGGUAUGUCAUCAUCAUCACUAAUGUUUUAAAAAUUCCUCGUAACAUGAAUCUGUGAUAUUUUACUAUCUAAUUUAAUGUAUUGUAAAAUUAUUUAAAAUUUUAUUUUAUCACUUUUUUUUGUGUUGCUUGCGAAGACCUUUUUUAUUUUUUAACCAUUUGAACUAAUGUCAAAGAUCACAAUUUUUUUUGGCCACAUUAAGAAUAUUCCGUAGAAACAACUUUGAGUGACUAUUUGUGCCUGCAGAUAAUGUUGGCUUGUGGUCCAAAAUAGUUUGACACCCCUGAUUUUAGGGAUGGUCGGGUACCCGAAAUUUCGGGCAGUGUUUCGGGUAUCAAGUAUACCCGAAAUUCCGGGCGGGUAUUUCAGUGCCCGAAAAUAUCGGGCACCUUGGAAAACGGCAAUACCGCACGGCGCAAGUAAUUAAAGCUUCUUUUUUUGGAACGCGCGGCAGCUGCAGGAACAUGCCACGCCGACGCCGUCCCGGCACCAGCCGGUGAAGUGAGUGUGCGUGAGAGAUAAGAUAAAGAAGGUGCCCGGUCAGCAAGUGUGUUUGUGGGAGGGGGAGACAGAGAUAAAAGAGAGCGAGCCCUGCAGCAAGCGGAAGUGGUCAAGGUCAACAUUUACCGUUACUCUCGCUGGCUGACUAACGAUGCAGCUGGUCGCCCGCCUCUCUCUCUCUCUCUCUCUCUCUCUCUCUCACACACACACACACGCACACACGCGCGCGCACGCACGGCGAAUGCUCACUGCUAAAUAGUCACUAGUGAUGGGCAGAACGGAUCUUUUGACCGAAUCGGUUCUUUUGGAUCAGUACCGUGAGAUGAUUCGUUCAGAACGAUUCGUUCAUCUCGGUCAAUUCGUUCUUUUCUGUGUAUGGGAUCUGGCUCUUUUAUCAGGUGUCGUAACUCGUUCAUCCUUUACGUACGUGUUUUUGUAUUUGAAUUUGAACAUUGCUUUCCGUAGCCAGUGAAUCACAGUUGCGUAUAUGAAACAAGAUUAUUUAUAUUUUAUUACUUUUUAAGUUACAAAUAUUAAUAUAUAUGCUAUUUACACUCUAGUGACAGUAAAGUGUUUACAUGUAGACCAACACAUUUAGAGAAAAAAGACAAAAAUUUAAUACUACUGCAAUUCAGUAUGAAGAGAAACAAAUGAAGUACAUUAAUUAACCCAAAAAUGGUAAGUGUGAACAUUUGUAGUUACUUUCCCUGUUAUUUUUUAAUUCAUACGGUUUUUUUUUUGUUUUUUUAGUUUUUUAUUUCCAAAUUUGUGUAUGUGAAUGUGAAAAAGCAAUUUUAAACCACUACUUAACAGUUGACAUUUUCAGGUAUAGAUACUUUUCAUGUUACCCUAUUUUAUUUGAUCAGUUAUUGUUUGCUCUUGUGAACAUGCGCACGCUGUGAUUACUAAUUCUUCAGACUCCUGACGUCAUGAAUCAUUUUACGAACGAAUCAGACCGGGCGCGUGACCGGUUCUCUCAUCUCGUUCUCUCGUUCUCUCCGCGUUUUCGUUCUUCCGAAUCUUUCAAGGUACCGGCUCUCAAAGAGCCGGUUCUUUACAUUGCGAACGAAUCGCAAGAUUUCGUUCUCUCAAAGAUUCGUUCUUUUUGAACGAAUCGUUAACGAACGACCCAUCACUAAUAGUCACAAAGUAGUGUUCAAGGCCGGUGGAGCUGCUUGCUGUGCGCGAGAAGGAUUAUAAGCUGACUUUAAUUACACACAUUGUAGUUGCGUGGCAUUUGCAGAAAGUGGUUGUGAAUUGUUUCUAUUUAAUUCAUGUCAUUAUUUUACCAAAAUGGAUACCAGUGGAAGUGUAGGUCAAUCAGCAGUGACAAUGAACCUUCAAGCAGCUACCCAAACACAAUUUAGUUAAUAAGCACUUUAUUUCCAAGAUUAAUAUGCACUCUAUUUUUUAGUUUAAUGUUUAACUUUCAUAUCAGUGCGGUAUAGUAAAUAAAUAAAAACAGUUCAGGUUUGUCAAUGCAAACUUAAGUACGACUAUUUUAUGUUCAAAAUUUAUUUCAUUAACUGAUUUUGAUGCCCGACCGAGAUUGCCCGAGCCCGAAAAUUUUGGACAGUUACCCGCCCGAGCCCGCCCGAAGUCAAAUUUCUCUGCCCGACCAUGCCUACCUGAUUUACAAUUCAAUUCCAGCUGUUCCUAUUGCUGGGUUUUAAUUCAAAUUUUAUUAACUGUAGGAAAAUUUCUCUCCAAUGAAUGUCUUGUUUGUGUAAAAGGGUAAACACUAUUAUGCCCUUUUGCAAUGUAAAUACUUACUAAAGAAAGGGAAGGGGAAUUUCUUAGCCAAAUUUUUAGUGAAAAUAAUCACCUGGUGGGUACUGUUUACCAGUGUCUUCAUUGCAGUUUUUCAAAGCUUCUCUCUCAAAAGUUGAAUGAACAUAAUAUUAAAGGUACAUAACGUAAUGUUGAGUUACAUGAUGCUAAAAAUAAAACUCAUAAACCUUUUAUUUACCGUCUACCUCAAUGAAGUACAUGUGAAAACUGCCAACUUUGGAACAUGUUGCGUGCUGCUGUAUAAACUAUAAAGCCUUAUCACCUCAAUCAGUGUGCAGACAGUUCAGAUCUGUUUUUGAUAACUUGACUGGUAAAACACCGCUAGCAUAUACAUACUGUGUUUGUUGGUUAUGCCCCCACGCUAAAUCAUACUUUUUCUGUUAUGCUAUUAAAAAAAAAAUUUUCAUAUAUUUUUUAAAAUUUUCUUAAGUCUUUUACAAUUUGUACGGACAAGAUAAAAUGGUUAAUUGCUAUAAAACUGAAAUAACACCAAAAUGAAAGUUUAUACACCAUAAAGCACCGAAAUGCAACUAAAAAUCAUGAAAUUAAUCAGCAUUUAUAACCAAAAAUUAACACAAACCACAAAAAAACUAAUCAUUUAAUAUAGUAAAUCCAAUAAAUGUAGUUUAUUUAGCAAGAAGUUUGUACCAAAAUGUUAAGAAAAAGUUUUUACUUUUUUUAUUUUAUCUUGCAACUGUUAUUAGUGACUCAGUUUUACAUUAUGACUGUACAUUCUUCAAACACAAAUACUGGCCAAUUUUAUUUUUUGGUUUUAAUAGUUAAAUAUGCUUAUUAAAAUUUAUUAUAUAAGUGCAAUAUAUAUUUGUUGAAAUCAUUUAAGUGCCAUAUUUGUUUAAUAUCAUCCUAUAGUUAUGAAUAAAGAGAAUUAAUAAAAAAAUAUAAAAAAUAAAGCCAUAUAAUCUUGUUGGUAACAAUUAGUGUUUGAUUCGACUUUUAAUUUCCCAAAGUUUGCCAUGCCUUUUUUUUUUUAUGGUAGCUUUACUCUGAUAUUUUAUACCAAAUUAAAACUCUAAUGGACAUAACAUUUUUAAGUAUCUCCAGUAGACUCCAGAAGAACUAUGGUGAAGUCAUGCUAAAAGCAGGAAAGUGUUUAUAAGUGGUAAAUAAAUAUGGUUACCAUUUGAAUGCUUUUAUUCAAUAGUGUUAUAUCACCACUUUAAAAACAAAAAGAAGUUGAAAGUUGUCAUAUCAACAUUUUCAUGUUCUUAAAAGUCAGUUGUUACAUUUUAACAGUGAUACACCUUCAGCUUACUUCUACCAACGACUAGCUAAUCAAAGAUAAUAUCUAAUGAUAUUAAAUUUAAUAUUAAACGCCUUGAUUGAUAAUGUAAGUUCCACCUGAGACUGUAGAUAUUUGUGAUUAAUGUAAAGGAAUUUUUUAUAUUUUAAAAAAAAUAAUAAUACUCAAAACACGGAGGAAAUAAAAAUAACUUUUUUUUUUGCUGUAUUAAAUUUAAGCCAAACUCUCAAAACACUUUGGUGAUGAUAUAAAUGUGUUUCAUACAAUGUUAGUUCUAUGAUAUUUUAGUUGAAUCUGAAUUAUUAGUGUGAUACAGUUUGUAUUUGUUUGAACCACUUUGUGAUGGUAAUAUGGUGGUUAUUGUCUUAGUUAGCUUAUUUUCGUUGUUAACAGAAAUUUGUUGGUUAUUGUAUGAAUUUGUUUGUGUUCAUUGUUAAAACAAUUAAAAGUUUUAUUUUAAGAUGAGAUUCGUGUAAGUGUAAAUUUUGGUGCUAACUAGUCUUAUUUGUAUUGAUAAGUUUAAUAGUCUCUUGGGAACUGUUGGACCUUCCCCCCCUCCUUCUCUGGAUAGCUGAUACCAUUAUCACUUAUCAGCAGGGCCUGGAAUUUUUCACAAUCGCGAAUUUUGCGAAAAUUCGCGCGAAUUUAGUAUGAAAACGCGAAAAGUAAGUACCUACAUUCGCGAAAACCACAACAUUUCUAUAUUACACUUCGAAUAUAUCCCCCUAAGUACCAUAACAGUAGAAUCCCGUCGAUGCGACCCCCCUCUGAUGCGUACAUUCCAUUUAUACGACCCUUUUUUGAGAAACCAUGAAAAAUUUGAGUAAAAUCGGCUGAAAAACUAGUCUGUUACACUUUGUUGGGCGCUAUGUGUUCACGUUUAUCUUGGCGAGAGCUGUACUGUAAGCAGGCAGGCAUACAAAAGACGGCUAAAAAUAGAUACCACCCCUCUAGACUGUCAACACGGCAGUGUCUAGCCGAGCUCGGCGCGUCCACUAUCACACGAAGCCGUCUCAGCUGUCAUGUUAUCUUACCCACCCGCGAAAAGCCGCUGAGGUAGUUUCUGCGAGAGCGUAAGAAACUCGACCGGUCAGGCUGGCGGUAGCGGCGGCUUGACGCCAUACGUGACGUGACGCGACGCGACGCUUACCUCUCCAUCCCCUGCUAAUUCUUCAAGGCUCAUCCCUCCCUGAGCCACAAACCAAGUAAAAACACCCCCUCCCCCCCCUUUUUUUUUCCAACUAACAUUUUAACACAUUCCCUCCCUUAUUUCAACCUUCUGCGUGAGAAACUGUCAGCAUCCUCCUCCCCUCCCACACCGCAUGCGACAAAAGCCAGGUUGUAUAGUCCAUUCUCGGUAAAAUAAAUAUUUUUAUGGGCUUAUACUACUGUCCUUCGCCGUUAAUAAAUACUUUUUAAGUUUAAGUUAUUAUGAAACAAUUUGUUUAAUAAUCACACAGCAGUUUCUGCUGAAAAAUCACUAAUACCUCGAAUUUUAUUGAAUAGAAAAAUUUAGUAGGGCCAUAAAUAUACUAUUUAUUUUACUGCAUAGUUACUUUUCCAUCUGCAUUCCGUGUUUUUUUUUUUUUCCUUUUUUUUACGCUGUGAAGGGACGUGGAAAAGAUAAUUGCUUGAACUGUCAAAAUAAACAUCGACGGCAAGGGCGGGAGCGCAUCCUGUCGAUCUGUCGCUGUGAUUAUCUACUCCAAAGACAUGUCACAGCAUUUCAGGAUAGCAUUGUUAUAUCUUUCGUUUAUAGCCGAAUGUUUUCUACCUGAUCCACACAAGUUCCUUCGCCACGUUUUGAACGAAAAUAACCACCAGCGGGCUAGCAUAGCCGAACUCGCGUGAUGCGAAUUCACUUAGCGCGAGUAUUUAUCGGAACCCAUUGUUCGGGGUAUGCGAGUCCGAGGUGUAAUAUGAAUUUAAAAAGUUGUCUUUUUUACACCAUAGACUAUUUGAAUAUGAAAUUAUGAGAACAAAGGCGAUUUUUUUAUGUAUUUGGAUAUCUUGGAGGGAGGGGGGGGGGGGGCUGGCUGGCCCUAAUUCUCUUUUGCGACCAUUCCGUUUAUAAGUCCAUUUUUCUGGGAACCGUGAAAGGUCGCAUCAGCAGGAUUCUACUGUAUUUGCAGAUCACUAAUACUCACGCCAGGUUGAAGUAUCAUUUGACCCAAAAAAUUCCACUGACAAACACCUAAAGUCGGCUAAGCAUGUGGCAUUGGCAGCCGAAAAAAAAUAAAAAAAAAUUUGUAGUUGCAAACAUCUAUAGCAACGUGUCUGUUUUGUGUAACUGUUUUAGAUUAAUUUGGCUGUUAUUAUGCAUAUAAGUCUAUUCCUAGUAUACAUGGAUUGUUUAUUAAAUAUGUAAACUAUUAUAUUCAAUAACUGCACAAUUUAGUCAACAUUUAAAAUACAGGUAAAAUUUCCAUUGCAUAACGAAAAUACCGACUUUAACCCACCGCUUUUUGCAUACUGAAAACACCGAAAUUUUCCAGGCCCUACUUAUCAGGUAUCUGAACAGCACUAUUUAGAACCUACAAUUUUUGUGGAUUAAAUAAGCCUUUUCUGUC
Messenger RNA from Bacillus rossius redtenbacheri, 7834 nucleotides. Its product is annotated as transmembrane protein 41A-like. The record is from RefSeq and is a predicted model, not a curated record. The transcript has 6 exons. Lineage: Eukaryota; Metazoa; Arthropoda; Insecta; Phasmatodea; Bacillidae. The coding region runs from base 298 to 1026 and encodes 242 amino acids.